AUGUUUGGCCAUGCCAGGGCAUCUCUCACUAUGCCUGGAGACGUGCCAGAGGGCGAAGCCUGGAGAUUUGGUACCUUUAAGGAUCCAAAUAUCACCCAGGAGGUGAAAUUUUCGGGUGAACGGCGGCGUUGCAAACACUGCCUCAUCUACAAGCCUGAUAGGUGUCACCAUUGCAGGAUUUGCAAGUCUUGUAUCUUGAAAAUGGACCAUCAUUGCCCUUGGAUCAUGAACUGCAUUGGCUUCAGGAAUCAUAAAUACUUCUUUUUGCUGAUCAUUUACUCCAUGCUCUGUUGUGCCUUCAUCGGAGUCACAGUCAUAGGGACCAUCCUCGAGUCCCUGGAGCAGGAGAUGCCUGUUUGCCAACGUUUCUUGCUCUUGUUGUGCUUCAGCACCUCUUCGAUCAUGGGUGGCCUCUUAGUAGUGUUUGCUGCCUUCCACGUGAUGCUCAUGCUGCGGGGUUUGACGACCAUCGAGUUUUGCGAGAAGCUGUCCAUUGUCACCAGUGGUAAAUCCUCCAAGUACGACAUGGGAGCCUAUCGCAACAUCACAGCUGUCUUUGGCCCCAGACCCUACCUGUGGUUCUUGCCUGUGGAUCCACCGGCUGGCGACGGGCUCAGAUUUGCCAAGCCCCGAGGGCGUAGUUUGGCCGCACCACGUUACUUGCCGCAUGAUCCAGAAUGGACUUGACUCUCAAACAAAG
Cladocopium goreaui is the source of this 700-nucleotide messenger RNA. NCBI's taxonomy places the organism in Eukaryota, Dinophyceae, Suessiales, Symbiodiniaceae. The record is from the annotation of a GenBank genome assembly.